AUGUGGUUCAUGGAGGAGACUCUUGAUGCCCUUGAUGAGGAUCCAACUGACUCAUUAGAGCAGGAGGACAUUCCUUCAGCUCCAGUAGAUCCAUGGGCGGAGUAUGACCCUCUUGAUGACCCAGACCUUGACUUCAGCUAUCUUGAGGAAGCUCUCAAUGAAUUCCACUUUAUCCCGGAAAUUCAGCCCAUCGGCGCUCAGGGCCCCGGCCCUCAGACUGCAGCCAACAGAGCCAAGGCUGCAAGAUUUGUCCUUGAUGACCUGGAUGACAAACGGGUCACUGAUAUUGACCUCUUAGCUGGCAGAAUUGUUCGAAAGGCUCAACCCUCAAGCCAACAAGCAGAUAAAGACGGCGACAUUCAGAUGUCUGACCCUUCAAAUGCGCCAGACCCGCAAUUUCUACCUUUUACCUCAGAGCUUGAUUGGAGGAUUGCGCAGUGGGCUGUUCGGGACGGCCCAGGCAACAAUGCCUUCGACAGGUUGCUAGCUAUUCCCAGGGUUGUCGACAAGCUAGGACUUUCAUAUCGCAACAUCCGCGCACUACAUAAGAAACUAGAUUCUAUGCCUGAUAAGGCUGGCGAGUGGCAAACCAAGCAUCUACGAUUUAAGGAUAGGCCUGACGAAACCUUUACCAUCCGUCAUCGAGAUCCUGUAGAAGCAAUCAAGAGCCUUUGGAAGGACCCAGAGCUGUCGCCAGAAAUGAUCUUUCAACCAUGCAAGACAUAUACCGACGACACUCGAGAGGAUCAAAUAUUUUCUGAAAUGUGGACUGGCCGUUGGUGGAAUGCGGUGCAGAGCAAGCUACCUGAGGGGGGGACGCUGGCACCCGUUAUCGUCUCAACUGAUAAAACUCAACUCACUCAAUUUACGGGAGGAAAGUCUGCCUAUCCUCAUGCUUGUGUGCUUAUUGCAUACCUCUCUGUCGACAAGCUUGACCGCACAAGACUUUCAGAACAAGACCAUCGCUCAAAGGUCCAGCGCAUCUUCCACGAAUCCAUGCCAAUCGUUCUUGAACCUCUUAUCAAUGCUGGUCAGACAGGCGUCCUCAUGGAUAGCUCAAAUGGGGACACUCGAAGGGUCUUCCCCAUUCUUUCCUGUUACGUGGCGGAUUACCCUGAGCAGUGCCUUGUCACCUGCUCGAAAUACGGCACCUGCUGCAAGUGCAAGGCAAAAGCGAUGGAGCUCCAGGACCCAGAACCAGCAGAAGCACGUACCCCAGCAUGGACAAAGUCUGUUAUGGAAGAAGCCAAGUCCCAAGCUGGAGGGAAUCCACAAGCCUUUCACACACAUUGCAUGGCCUUGGACAUUGCUGGAGGGGUUUUCCGACCCUUCUGGGAUGGUUUCCCCCUUUGCAAUAUCAAUCGCGCCAUUACUCCUGAUGUUCUACACCAGCUCUACCAGGGUGUCUUCAAGCAUCUUGUCUCUUGGUGCCAACUUAUCCUUCCUAAGGGCGAGCUCGACAGACGCAUUCGCUGCCUUCCUCCCUCAUUUGGGGUCCGCCAUUUCAAAAAUGGAAUAUCUGCUUUAUCUCAGAUCUCUGGCUCAGAACGCAAGAAUAUGGCGAAGAUUCUACUAGCUUGUCUUGUUGGUAGUAUCCCUUCAGCUGUGACCAAGGCCAUCACAGCUCUUCUUGACUUCAUAUACAUUGCUCAGUACCCGACACACAACAACUCCACUUUAGAAUACCUGCAAAACGCCAUCGAAGAAUUUCAUGAACAUCGCGACUAUUUCAUUCAACUAGGCCUUCGAAAAGAUUUCAACAUUCCUAAGUUCCACUCUCUUCUUCACUACAUAGACACUAUCAAGGAUUUCGGAACAACAGACAACUACAACACUGAAAUGUUUGAAAGGCUCCACAUCGAUUUUGCAAAGCAUGGCUGGCAGGCGACCAAUCUUUGCGAUGAAUUUCCCCAGAUGAUUCGCUGGCUCGCGUGUCAGGAGAAAGUUGCUGGUUUUGAAUCUCUGCUUAAAUCUGCUGGAACUCCUAUUGCACCUGUCAAACCACACAACCAACGUCCAAAAACAAUCGCAAAAUAUCCAAACUUUCCUGGUCGUUCUUUGUCAGACGUUCAACAGAAACAUCAUGCACCCUCCUUUGACCACCACCUCAGGAUUUAUCUGAACGCAAAAUCCCCUGACAGACUUUCUGCUAGAAACCUAACAGACACUGCACUUCCAUUUAGUAAGGUUAACGUCUACAAUAUGUUUCAUUUUGCUCCUUCUAGUCUUCAUGAUGAUGAUGACAAGAAAGAUGUGAUCAAGGCUAUUGGCUCCUCUUCUAACAUGCCAAAUGGACAGUUUGACACUGUGGUUGUUAUUGUCAGCAAGACGGCACAUGCCACUGGUAUCAAAGGCACAAGAGUUGGACGACUGCGGGUCAUAUUUACUCUUCCCCAGAAGUUUGACACAAGACUAGGCCCAAAAGAGCUGCCUUCCUACUGGCCUACAGAACCUCUUGCCUAUGUGGAAUGGUACAGCCCACAGGCUGCCAAUGCCUCUGCUGCCAACGGCAUGAUGUAUCGCAUUAAGAAGCUUGAACCUGACACUGCAGGCCACAUUCCAGGUGCUGUUGUUCCUCUUAGUCAUAUCCGUCAGAGCUUAUAUAACAGCAAGAGUCUCAAGAUCGCCCCUCUGUGCCCUCACACCGAUCAACUCGCAAUGACAGUGCCUGCUUCUCCCUCCAACAACAUUCAUGAUCACUACUCCCCGCAUUUGGAACGUACUCUCCAUGCCAUCAAUUGGACUGCCCUUGCUGCCCUUGCGGUCAAUAUUUAUCAAGCCAGCACCUUCACUUGGGGGAAACAGCUUCAUGGUGCUUCCAAUCUCGAGCAGGGAACUGACGAGAAGGAGAUGGAGCUCUCUAGGCUCGCCAUGGAAAGUGAGGGGGCCACCAUGGAAUAUGUUUCCUCGCAUAGUCGUAUCCCUCUUCCCCACGUCAUCGCCCACAAUUCGUCGUCAGAUGGUGGAGGCGUCGGCUCCCCAUAUAUGAUCAUGUCAAAAGUGGACAGAACCCCCUUAUGUUCAGUUUGGAAUGAAAUGCAGGACGAACAAUGCGAGGUCGUGCUGCGACAGGUUGUCGAUAUCAUCCUCCAGCUUUUGUCUUUGAGAUUCGAUAGAAUUGGUGCCAUCUUCAAAGGGGAAGGAGGGACGGACCACUUGCCUUGGACAAUCCUUCCCUUGACAAAGAUAGAUGGUGAUGAAGUAUGGACAAUCUGGCCUGAAGGGGUUGAUAAAACUUUCACUAGCGCCUUUGACUAUUGGAUCGCCUAUGCCACCUGCAACAUCAAACGGAUUGACAGAAAGAACUUUGGGGGUAGGAAAGACUAUGAGUAUGUUCAUGCAUGGCUACAUCAUUCCCUUAUCCCUUCAUUAUACAACACCUCUCUCGACACCAAAGGCUUUCCUAUAAACCACUGCAAUUUUCAUUCACAGAACAUUCUUGUAGUUGACAUCAACACACCUUCCCCUCGCAUUACUGCCGUUCUUGAUUGGGACAGCAGUUCAACUGCACCGACAUCUUCUUUUGCCAAGUACCCUCUCUUCAUCAUCGACCAUCCAUUCUGGGAGGACGAUCAUCUCCUGAAGCCACGAAAUAAGCAGGAUCAAGCCAUGUUCAACCGCCUGAUGCGUGAGGCUGAAGGCAAGCUUGAUCCAGAUGGUGGACUGCCCCUCACCUGGGCCUUUGAAGUGUCUCAUGGGGUGUAUCUCUUUGAACAGCUUGUGUCAUUUCCAUACUGGAUGGGCGCUCAACUUUUUUAUCCAUUCUUUGAGUAUUUCUUUGGGGAGAAGGAGACCGACAAAGAGCCUUUUUCAUGGAUGUACUACUCUACCAUGACUAAUGGACCAUUGAAAGACAAGGCUGAUCAGUUCAAGAACGAGACAAUUGUACACCAGGAGGCCGUUGAGACGCUGGGAGAAGAUUCGGUCGGAAAGAUGACAAGAUCCCAGUUCAAAGCACUGGCUCUGCAAAACCUCAAUAAAUUUCCAUCUGGAGGUGAAGUUAAGAAGUGGUUGGACUCCAAGUACAUGACCAAAUAG
Molecule: messenger RNA, 4038 nt
Organism: Cyclocybe aegerita
Lineage: Eukaryota; Fungi; Basidiomycota; Agaricomycetes; Agaricales; Hemipholiotaceae
Source: the annotation of a GenBank genome assembly